Delphinapterus leucas (beluga whale) is the source of this 3877-nucleotide messenger RNA. Lineage: Eukaryota; Metazoa; Chordata; Mammalia; Artiodactyla; Monodontidae. The record is from RefSeq and is a predicted model, not a curated record.
UAUUAGUCAAUGUCAUAUAUUCUUCAUUGAAUUUAGUGCUGGAAGAAUGUAUGCAUCAGGUGUUUUUUAUUUCUCUCACAACUUUAUAUUUAAUUUCUGAUCCUGAAAAUUAUAUUUACCUGUAUACAACAUCUAUCCCUUUUAAACUAAAAAUCCUGCCUCUCCAUGUUUACAUAAGAAAUUCAGUUGUUCGUAGUUUGGAAACUAGAAAUGGAACGGGCCUCAGAAGGAAAGAAGAUAACAUCCAGAGCCAGUCUUCACAGCAUAAAGGCGGAGGGGGAGUAAGUUCUCAGGCCUGAGAAACACUGCUCUUCUAUUCAUGUGCUAGAUGGUUCCUGGCCCUGUGCAUCCGAUCAAUGUGUCAGUUCAAGAAACUCUGGUCUUGAACUUGAACAGAAAGAGAAGUGGAACUCAAAGAACUAGCUGCAAACUUCUGCUUCUUGGGGUUACAAUUCUGCAAGUUAAAAAGAAUAAUUUGUUUCCCACACCUUAACUUCCCUCUCGCAGACAGGAGGGCAGGUCUGUAUCAUCACUUUCUUUCAAGGCACUGCCUCGCUCCAUUCCCCAGCAAACACGACGAUUUAGUCAAUCCUGGAUUGAACUGCUGCUGUCCGUACAGGGUGUGUGUAGCUAGCAGAGCUCAGUAUGGCAGCAUUCGACUUCACAGGAGCCAAGUGUCACAACAGAGGAAGAGAACGUGUGUCUGUCCUCAUCCGAGCAUGUUUCAGUUUUGAUGCAUCGCAGGAAGAGGACACUGGUGCUUUAUUAAGAGGGAAACUGAAUAAGACUAAUGCCUCCUGAGAGUCACAGAAGCUGAAGGAGCAACUGCAGUUCUUCCGAAAUACCCAGAGAGAGGCAACGACAGACCAUGGGCAGCAUCGAACAAACAACUGAGAUCCUGUUGUGUCUCUCACCUGCUGAAGUUGCCAAUCUCAAGGAAGGGAUCAAUUUUGUUCGAAAUAAGAGCACUGGCAAAGAUUACAUCUUAUAUAAAAGUAAGAGCCACCUGCGAGCAUGCAAGAAUAUGUGCAAGCACCAAGGAGGCCUGUUCAUAAAAGAUAUCGAGGAUUUAGACGGAAGGUCUGUUAGAUGCACAAAACACAACUGGAAGUUGGAUAUGAGCACCAUGAAGUAUAUCAAUCCUCCAGGGAGCUUCUGUCAAGACGAACUGGUUGUGGAAAAGAAUGAAGAAAAUGGACUUUUGUUUCUAGAACUGAAUCCUCCUAACCCCUGGGAUUCAGAGCCCAGAUCUCCUGAAGAUUUGGCUUUUGGGGAAGUGCAGAUAACAUACCUGACUCAUGCCUGCAUGGACCUCAAGCUGGGAGACAAGAGGAUGGUGUUCGACCCUUGGUUAAUCGGUCCUGCUUUUGCCCGAGGAUGGUGGUUACUGCAUGAGCCUCCAUCUGACUGGCUGGAGAGGCUGUACCAAGCGGACCUAAUUUACAUCAGUCACAUGCACUCAGACCAUCUGAGUUACCCCACACUGAAGAAGGUUGCUGGAAGAAGACCAGAUAUUCCCAUUUAUGUCGGAAACACGGAAAGACCUGUCUUUUGGAAUCUGAAGCGGAGUGGUGUCCAGUUGACUAAUAUCAAUAUAGUGCCAUUUGGAAUAUGGCAGCAGGUAGACAAAAAUCUUCGAUUCAUGAUCUUGAUGGAUGGCGUUCAUCCUGAGAUGGACACUUGCAUUAUCGUGGAAUACAAAGGUCAUAAAAUACUCAAUACAGUGGAUUGCACCAGACCCAAUGGGGGAAGGCUGCCUAUGAAGGUUGAUCUAAUGAUGAGUGAUUUUGCCGGAGGGGCAUCAGGCUUUCCGAUGACUUUCAGUGGUGGAAAAUUUACUGAGGAAUGGAAAGCGCAAUUCAUUAAAACAGAAAGGAAGAAACUCCUGAACUACAAGGCUCGGCUGGUGAAGGACCUACAACCCCGAAUUUAUUGCCCUUUUGCUGGGUAUUUCGUGGAAUCUCACCCAUCAGACAAGUAUAUUAAAGAAACAAACAUCAAAAAUGACCCAAAUGAACUCAACAACCUUAUCAAGAAAAAUUCUGAUGUGUUAACAUGGACCCCACGACCUGGAGCCACUCUUGAUCUGGGAAGGAUGCUAAAGGAUCCAACAGACAGGAAAGGCAUCAUAGAGCCUCCAGAGGGGACUAAAAUUUACAAGGAUUCCUGGGACUUUGGACCAUAUUUGAGAAUCUUGAAUGCUGCUGUAGGAGAUGAAAUAUUUCGUCACUCAUGCUGGAUAAAAGAAUACUUCACUUGGGCUGGAUUUAAGGAUUAUAACCUGGUGGUCAGGAUGAUUGAGACAGAUGAGGACUUCAGCCCUUUUCCUGGAGGAUAUGACUAUUUGGUUGACUUUCUAGAUUUAUCCUUUCCAAAAGAAAGACCAAGCCGGGAACAUCCGUAUGAGGAAAUUCGGAGCCGGGUUGAUGUUAUCAGACAUGUGGUGAAGCACGGCCUGCUCUGGGAUGACUUGUAUAUAGGGUUCCAGACCCGGCUGCAGCGGGAUCCUGACGUAUACCAUCAUCUGUUUUGGAACCAUUUCCAAAUAAAACUCCCCCUAACACCACCCAACUGGAAGUCCUUCCUGAUGUACUGUGGGUAGAGAGGACCUGAGAUUUCCCAGUUCACAGGGAUACCAAGCAACAUGAAAAAUUCAAGUAUUUACUGAUGCUACAUCUUGAACAUAGAAGCUUAUACCAAAGAGACCAUGCCUUAUUGACAUCAGCAGUGGAUAAUUACAUGUUGCAUUUGUGAAAUGUUCACAUAUCUUAUGUUUGUUGGAUCACUGCAUAGAUUAUUAAUAUUUUACUUAUUCCGUCCAUAAUUUUAUAUAAAAGAACCAAUGAACGCAAUAGGAACAACUUCUCUGUGGAAAAGAAAGAUAACAGAAGAUGUAAAUCCAAGCACAGAAGAAAUAGAACAGGUGGAGAAAAGGUUUCCUAGAAGACAGUGAAGAAAAAGGAAGAGAGGCUAUAAGAAGAAAAUAGGGAAGAGAAAAAAUUAAGAUGGAACUUAAAAAGGAGAAUGUAAAAACAGACAUUUUGUUCCUUAAUAGAUUGAUUCCCCAAACAGAGUCCAUGAAUCUAAUUGAGUAAGAAGUGUUCAUGACCUGUUUUCAAUUUUUCAAAAAGCUUUGUUGAAAUCAUCUAUUUACCAAAACAAGGCUGCAGAGGCUACCCUAAAAUGUAAUACUUUCGUUGGGGCUGAAAGUAUUUUAAUUCGGUAACAAAAUCUGUUAUUUAAUGUAAAUUAUAAAUUCUAACAAAUGGCGGUAUCUUUUGACUAAAAAUACGAACACUAGCUAGUGAUAAAGUGAGUUUUAUAGACAAUGAUUUUCAAAAUCGAUAGAAUAAUCAAAAAUAAAGACCCAUAUCUUGAAAAAAAUUAGGAAAUCCUCUUCUGAACAUUUGAAAAUGCUGUUGCAAUGGUUAAAAUAGGCAACUAAUUUAUUUCUGCUAAUGUCUGUAGUUUCUGAUGAUAUUCCCAUGAUUAUCACAUUAUCCCUAGGAAUACGUGAUUGUUAACUACAUUUCUAUUUUACAUAUUGCUCUUUCCAGUAACACAAACCCCUCAUUCAUCUGAACAUCAAAAUUGAUUUUCUGAUUAUGUAUACUACCUCUUUAAUUCUGAAGAAACAAGAAUCCAAUGAUGGAAUUUAUCUCCUUAAAUCUCUUGAUUAUCUACGUCUCAUAAAGAUGAACACCAAUGAAGUUUGAUGGCUCUGGUUCACUUAACACAUUAUGCAUAUAUUUUGUGAUUUACUUUAUGCAUAUAUUUUAUAAAUUAUUUAAUUAUCACCAAAAAAUAAAUGUAUAUCAACAGAAUAUGUGUUAAAAUGUAUAUGAUGAGCAAAUAAAAGAUUAUUUUAAAAUACGAA